CGACAGUAAAUGUCACUGCUGGGGGACAGACAGUAGCAAAGGCGGGAGGCUAUUUUCGUGAGCCAUUUGUACAGACACUAUAAAUCUGAUUGAUUAUUCUCCAUUGUCUCUCGUGUUGGAACUUAAAACAAGCAUGGCUGAUGCACCUAAAAAGUCAAAGAUCUCAUCCUCGCGGAAGCUGGGGUUGAAGAUUAAACUGUUGGCAGUUGCAGCUCAGAUGCUGCAGGAGGAGAAGGAGCACAAGAUCAAGGAGAGAGAAGCUGCUCUGGCAGAAAGAGUUCCUCCUCUUAAUCUGUCUGGUCUGUCGCUGCAAGAGCUGACGGAUCUCUGCAGAGACUUGCACCACAAGAUAGACGUUGUAGAUGAGGAGCGCUAUGACAUUGGCCUCAAAGUGUCGAAAAACGACAAGGAGAUUGAAAACAUGAACCUAAAGAUCACCGAGAUCCAGAGCAAGUUCAAGAAACCUACCCUGAGGAGAGUGAAGAUCUCAGCUGAAGCCAUGCUGAGUGUUCUGCUGGGCUCCAAACACAAGGAGUCCUUCGACUUCAAGGCCAACCUCAAGACGGUCAAGAAGGAAGAGGAAAAGAAGGAGGAAGUGACUGACUGGCGUAAGAACGUGGAGGCCAUGUCUGGGAUGGAGGGCAGAAAGAAGCUGUUUGAUGCCUCGGGCAACUAAAAACAUUUACUUUUGUGAUUUAUUCUUCUAAUAAGUGCUUAACAUUAUUUCUCUUACCUAUAUAAUAUCGUUUUAUGAAAUGCAGGUAAUAACACCCUUAAAACCAGAACAGUCGUGCUUGUUGUAAUUUUAUACAAAUAGCAGACAACACAUCUUAAGAAGGACUGCAGGCGUCAAGAGGUCUUUAAAUUAUUUUCCAAAUAGAUAAUCUGAAUUUUACUGAUACUGACUAUAAUAUAUACAUCAGUAUUUAAAGAAAUGGUUUUUGCUUUGCUGUUUGCAGUAGUUCUCUUCUGCAGCCUUGUGAUGGCAGCAUGACUCUUUCAAAACCUGACUGGAUACUCGGAUGCUUCGUUUGUCCCUCGUAAAUAAACAACUGCUUGUGUGUUAUCUGCUGUCUUGGCAUCUCAGGCAAUAUUUACUGGCUGUUAAAAAUAUAAUGCUCAGAUAUUAUGGUUGCAGUCUUUGUUAAAGCUGGAGUACGUUAUCUUCACAUAUGCUUUAUGUACUUGAUACAAACAUGAAACCAGUGUUGCUCUCUCAAUGAAAAAGACAAUCAUGUCAUUGUCUUCCUCCAAAGUACAAUAAAAUAAUCACUUAAACUGUA
Scatophagus argus is the source of this 1283-nucleotide messenger RNA. Its product is annotated as troponin I, slow skeletal muscle-like. The coding region runs from base 134 to 676 and encodes 180 amino acids. The transcript has 8 exons. Gene Ontology annotation, biological process: muscle contraction. NCBI's taxonomy places the organism in Eukaryota, Metazoa, Chordata, Actinopteri, Scatophagidae. The record is from RefSeq and is a predicted model, not a curated record. Gene Ontology annotation, cellular component: troponin complex.